CGAAAAAAUCGCCGAAAGUGCACCCGGCACCACACGGCGUUCUUCUAUCAUUUUCUAAAAAUACCAAGCAUGAGAGGAAAUUAUCUCUCCGGGCCUCAAAAACACUUUUACAGAAUUAUAUCCAGUCGCGAGAUCAAGCCAGGUCGGUUGCGGAGUGCGUCGCGUUUCAAAUAAAGUUCCGUUUUCGAAUCUCAAAAGAAAAAAAAAUGGCCGACGUCGACUCUUACGCCAAUUUCACCAUCACCGAAAAAAAGACGAAGAAGGUGAAAAAGGUCAGCAAACGGCAAACGCAGGACAACGACUUAGGAAAUGAAGUUACCACCAUCACGGAGACCAACGGAACCAGGGGUGGCGAAUACACGAAAGCGAUGAACAAGGAUUGGCACGGUCAACAUUUCUGCUGUUGGCAGUGCGACGAAAGUUUGACCGGACAACGCUACGUUCUGCGUGACGACCACCCCUACUGCGUGUCCUGUUACGAGUCAGUCUUCGCUAACGCUUGCGAAAAGUGCAGUAGGACGAUUGGAAUCGAUUCGAAGGAUCUUUCUUACAAAGACAAACAUUGGCACGAGGCCUGCUUCUUGUGCACCACCUGCACUGAAUCUCUGGUAGACAAACAGUUCGGUUCCAAGGGUGACCGUAUCUACUGCGGCCGUUGCUACGACGAUCAGUUCGCUUCCAGGUGCGAUGGGUGCCAUGAAAUCUUUAGAGCAGUGAUUUCGGAAGCCGAAAUGGCAGGAGUUUUAAGUGAUCAGUUUAAAAGGUUGAACUUGCAAACGAAAACCGUGGGCGAGGAUAGGAUAAGAAGGGCCAAAGAGCGUAACGAGGAUGUCGCGAUUUUAUCUAUGGAAUUGCCUGGUGAUAACACGAAGACAUUCAGAUGUUCGUCGGGAAAAGAUUGCUUGUUUGGAAGUCCUACGAGUUUACCAUUAGGAACCAAGAAAAUGGAAUACAAAACCAGACAGUGGCACGAGAAAUGUUUCUGCUGUUGCGUGUGCAAAGUGCCGAUCGGUACUCAGAGCUUCAUCCCGCGCGAACAGGAAAUCUACUGCGCCAAGUGCUACGAGGACAAGUACGCUACGAGAUGUAUCAAAUGUAAUAAGGUUAUUGCCAGUGGUGGUGUGACCUACAAGAACGAACCGUGGCAUCGCGAAUGCUUCACCUGUACGCACUGCCAAAAGAGCCUGGCCGGAGAACGUUUUACUAGCCGUGACGAGAAACCUUUCUGCGCUGAUUGUUUCGGCGAGCUGUUCGCCAAACGGUGCACCGCUUGCAAUAAACCCAUCACUGGAAUUGGUGGAACAAAAUUCAUCUCCUUCGAAGACCGUCACUGGCACAACGACUGUUUCUUCUGCGCCAGCUGCAACACCAGCCUGGUAGGACGUGGCUUUAUCACUGACCAAGAAGACAUCAUCUGCCCAGAAUGCGCUAAACAAAAGCUGAUCUAAAUCAGGCCUUGAUAUUUCUGACAAUUUAAUAGAAAACUGUUUCGAGUCAACUAAAAAUGUGUAAAGACUCGGAACAACACACAUGACACUACAUGACAAAACACGCAUACACUUAUUUCACACAUUUAUACACUCACUUAAACACACCUUGAAAAAAAAGAAAUUUGAAAAAAAAUACAAAAAAAAUAAAUAUUUUUUUUUUUAUAAAUUUACUAAACGUUAUUUAAGGCAGCUUGUUGCAUAUCAAGUUUUGAAAAUUAUUACAUAUUUUAAUGAAAAAGUAAACUUCUUAUGACUCAAUGUAAUUUAUUUUGUGUUUGUUUGAUUUCCUCUGCUUUAUGUAAAAUUUUGAAUUAUUUUUUUAGGCUUUUUGUAUUAAAAUUUAAAAAAAAAAAUAGAAAAAUAUUUUGAUAAAAAAAAAAUAAACAAAAACAAAGGAACGAUGAACUACUAUUUAUGACAUUUAAAAAAUAAUUUGUUUGUUAAAUUUGUUAUUGCCUUAGUUAGGUUCUUUUUCAAGGCCAGUUUCUUAAAAUAAUAUUCAAAGAAAUUUAGAUAAUUAUUGCUUACUCAAAGUAUAAUGGAUUUGAUAGAGAAACUGGCCUUUGACUAAAUAAAUCAUUUUUGUGUUUUCUUUGUAGAUAUUUAUAGAGCUUUUGAUUGAGGCAUUUAAAAAAAUAUUGAAUUAAAUAAAGGGCAGUUUGAUGCUAUUUUUAGUUUGUAAAGUUGAUUUUCAAAUAUUUUAUGAUUAUAUGAUGAUUAGUUAUACGAAAUGUUAUUAGUGUAAUUUAUAUCAAUUGAUUAACAAAGUUAAUUUAUUUUUAACUCUAUUUUAGAUUUAUUAUUAUUCGAUUAACAUUUUUGGAAUGUUACAAAUUUAUCAGCUUUUUAAUGAAUCGUAUAAAAGUUACAGGGCUUCGCUUAUAAUUAUUUAGGAGAUUUUACUGUCAAAUUUUAUUAAAAAUUUAAUAAAACUCUUAUUGGAAGAUUCUAA
This is a messenger RNA of Ceutorhynchus assimilis (cabbage seed weevil), 2442 nucleotides long. NCBI's taxonomy places the organism in Eukaryota, Metazoa, Arthropoda, Insecta, Coleoptera, Curculionidae. The record is from the annotation of a GenBank genome assembly.